Molecule: messenger RNA, 1742 nt
Organism: Peromyscus eremicus (cactus mouse)
Lineage: Eukaryota; Metazoa; Chordata; Mammalia; Rodentia; Cricetidae
Gene: Arl6
Product: ADP ribosylation factor like GTPase 6
Exons: 8
Coding region: 304-864 (186 amino acids)
Biological process (GO): intracellular protein transport; protein localization to cilium; cilium assembly
Cellular component (GO): axoneme; cytoplasm
Molecular function (GO): GTP binding; GTPase activity
Source: RefSeq, a predicted model, not a curated record
CUUUGGGAACCGGAAGAGGCUCCUGUUGCCAAGGGAACGCCGCGCGCCUUGGAGUCUGCUCCGCCGCCACUGAUGCUCCCGUCCAGGCCGAAGCCGCCGCCGGUUCCCCCAACUUGUAGGAGAAGCUGUGCUCAGGACAAGGGAGCCUUCGAAGAGAGGCAGAGGGAGGAAGGCUGAGGCUCCCAGGGAAGAUCCCACCGCGGCAAAGGUUAGAGGAGUGCGUCCAUUCCUGUCCUUGUCAGCCUUUGGGCUUUUGGAUUGGCCUCAAAAUAUCAGUUGCUUUGUAAAUAUUUAAAUCACAUUAUGGGAUUGCUGGACAGACUUUCAGGUUUACUUGGCCUGAAGAAGAAGGAGGUUCAUGUUUUAUGCCUUGGCCUGGAUAACAGUGGCAAAACGACAAUCAUUAACAAACUUAAACCUUCCAAUGCUCAGUCUCAGGAUAUAGUUCCAACCAUAGGAUUCAGCAUAGAGAAAUUCAAAUCCUCCAGUUUGUCUUUUACAGUGUUUGACAUGUCAGGGCAAGGAAGAUACAGGAAUCUCUGGGAACACUAUUAUAAAGAUGGACAAGCUAUUAUUUUUGUCAUUGAUAGUAGUGAUAAAUUAAGAAUGGUUGUAGCCAAAGAAGAACUUGAUACCCUUCUCAAUCACCCAGACAUUAAGCACCGCCGGAUUCCAAUCUUGUUCUUUGCGAACAAAAUGGAUCUGAGAGACGCAGUGACGUCUGUGAAAGUGUCUCAGUUGCUGUGCUUAGAGAACAUCAAAGAUAAGCCCUGGCAUAUUUGUGCCAGUGAUGCCAUCAAAGGAGAAGGACUCCAAGAAGGUGUGGACUGGCUCCAAGAUCAGAUCCAAGCUAUGAAGACAUGAAAAGAUAGUCUCUGGAAACCUCAGCAGUUUUCAAUUAAAGGAGUCUAUGUAAGGCAUACUGAAUAAUGUCAAAUUUAUUUUUAAAGAUUUAUGCAACCAAGAAUAUUUUACAAUAUUCUGCUUGCUUUUGUGGACUCUGGAAAAACUUUUUAAGAACUUAGGACUUGAGACAUUGUUAAUCUGGCCAUUAACUAUAUGAAAACUAACAUUACCUCAGAACGCCUUUGUUACUAGCUUCUUGUAAAGGUCUACAUGUUGUUGUAAUUAGAAUGUGUAAAUACCAGUUAUAAGCCAUCUCAAUAUCCUAUCAUGAUUUAUGAUAUCUUUAAUGUAUUUUUAUUUUUUAAUUGUCCUCUAAAAGUUUAGUUUAUUCUAUGGCUUUGAAGCUUGAAUUGUGUUAGUGAAACAGCUUUAAAGAGUUAUAAGGGAUCACAGGUAAUUGUUAUAUAUGUAAUUUUUAUUGUGUCACAAUCAAUAAAAAAUGAAAUAUACCAACUAGAGUGCUUUGUUCAUGCUGAAAAUAAUGUGUUGGUGUACUGUUUGGUGUUUUACUGCCAGUCAUUAUCUGAGACCAACCAAACUCAAUUGACUUUUUGUUUACCAAAUAGUUCCAUACUUUGUGAUUAGGCAUUGCCCUGUAAACCUGCGUGUGUGUUUUUCUCUUCACAGUUGUGAAAGUUUGGGUAUGUGGUCAGCCCAUUCUUUCGGAUCACUCGUGUGUAAAAUAUCCCUUGCCUUCCCUGAAAUCAAUUUAAUGAGGGAGAAUCUGAGAACAUUUGCCAUAUGAUUAAUUUUAUUUCAUUAGCUGAAUGACAAUAUUACAUUUUCAGAUUAAUAAAUUAAAAUUUAAUACAUAUUUAACAUUAAUAUUUUUAUAA